Molecule: messenger RNA, 1602 nt
Organism: Acanthamoeba castellanii str. Neff
Lineage: Eukaryota; Discosea; Longamoebia; Acanthamoebidae
Product: ATPase, AAA domain containing protein
Exons: 2
Coding region: 1-1602 (533 amino acids)
Biological process (GO): mitochondrial respiratory chain complex III assembly; protein insertion into mitochondrial inner membrane from matrix
Cellular component (GO): mitochondrial inner membrane
Molecular function (GO): ATP binding; ATP hydrolysis activity
Source: RefSeq, a predicted model, not a curated record
AUGGAGCAGCUCAUCGGAACCUACCUGAAAGGGCGCAUGGGCGCGCUGGCCGACAACGACGUGUUCUCCGGCGGCCUGAUGCUGCUGGUGGUGGGCGUCGUGGCGGCCUACGUGCACUGGCUCUCGCAAGAGCUGUGGGAGCGGGCGCAGCGCCAGUUCCUCGUGUCGCUCGAGGUGCGGAAGGAGGACGAGGCCUUCGCGUGGCUCAUGAAGUGGCUCGCGGUGCAGACCGAGAAGACCAACGGCCGCGAGCUGAGCAUGCUGACCACCCGCGAGAACGACCGCGACCGCUACGAUGGCUCCGAGGCCGCCACCAAGCCCACGCUGCACUUUGGCCCGGCACCGGGCCUGCAUUUCCUGCGUUACCGUGGAAAGUGGGUUACCGUGGAACGCACGGUCAAGGACAACCAGUUCGGCGGCAACGGGCUCGAGCUGCAGGAGACGCUCAAGCUGACCACCUACGGCCGCGAUCCGCAGAUCCUGAAGGACCUGGCCCAUGGCGCGAUGAACUACUCGCUGGGCGAGGAGCUGGGCAAGACGCUCAUCUUCCAGCCCAAGUACGGCUGGGGCGGCACCUGGCGCAAGCUGAUGGCCAUCGAGAAGCGCGCGAUCGGGUCGGUCCACUUCCCCACGGGCACGCUUGAGAAGCUGCUGGCCGACGUGCGCGAAUUCUUCGCGAUGCGCGACUGGUACAAGCGCCGCGGCAUUCCGCACCGCCGCGGCGUCAUGCUCUACGGCCCGCCGGGCAACGGCAAGUCGUCGUUCGCCGCGGCCCUCGCCGGCGAGCUGGGCCUCAACCUGUGCGUGUGCAGCCUCGCCAACUCGAGCCUCGACGACGACGAGCUCCAGGAGUACAUGCGCAAGAUGCCCAAGGGCAGCAUUCUGCUGCUCGAGGACAUCGACGCCGCCUUCGUGCACCGCAAGAAGAACGUCGACGCCGGCAACAGCUCCAACAAGGUCACCUUCAGCGGCCUGCUCAACGCGCUCGACGGUGCCGUAGCCUUCGAGGGCUCGCUCGUGCUCAUGACCACCAACCACCGCGAGAAGCUCGACCCGGCCCUCACCCGGCCCGGCCGCGUCGACUUUGCCCUCUACGUCGGCCUCGCCAACCGCGACCAAAUCGAGCGCCUCUUCGCCUACUUCUACCAGCCGUGGGAGGCCGAGGCCGAGGCCGAGGCUGAGGAGGGCAAGAAGGAGGUCGCCGCGCGCCAGGAGCACAUCGAGCGCGAGCGCGAGCGCGUGAGGAAGAUGGCGAUCGAGUUCGCGCGGCUUGUAUCGAUGGCCAGCAUCCAGGGCUACCUCCUGCGCUUCAAGCUCGACCCGCAGGCGGCCAUCGACAACGUGGACAAGUUCGUGGUCGAGGAGCUGGCCCGCAUGAGCGAGGAGGAGGCCCGACGAAAGAAGGAGGCCGAAGAGGAGGAGAAGGAGAAGGAGAAGGAGCAGGAGGAGAAGAAGGAGAAGGAGAAGGAGGAGAAGGAGGCCUCCAGCAGCUCCACCUCUUCUUCUUCGUCCUCUUCUGCGACUUCGUCUGCCACCGCCGACGAGGUGGGCGCCAAGGAGAACGAGGAGAAGCGACCGACCGACGCUGUUGUGUCGGCUUGA